UUGUACAUGUCAUACAAUCAGCUGUUAUUGUUUACAUGUGAUCUUUAAACAUAAUACUUUAAUUACAACCUGGGAUGUACAAAACAAUUGCAUUCAUUCAAGCAAGGAAUAUAUUCAAGUCCAGUAUAACCUCAAACAUGUCGAAUCCUAUAGAGCAAUCAAUUAGAAAUAAAUUGAGCAAACAAUUAACAAUCGAACAUUUGGAAGUUAUAAAUGAGUCCUACAUGCACAACGUUCCGAAAGGCGCAGAAACGCAUUUCAAAGUUGUUGUAGUUUCAAAUCAAUUCAAUGAAGUACCAUUGAUUAAAAGACACAGAUUAGUGAACGAAAUUUUGAAGGAAGAACUGCAAAAUGGCGUUCACGCCCUUUCAAUUUCUGCAAAGACACCGACCCAAUGGGAAUCCAGUGACAAAGUUGUCAAACCUAGUCCCAACUGUCGCGGAGGUUUUGGUAAAUGAACACACAUGUACAUCGCUUUGUAAUGCCGAGAUGAAAUAAAAGUAUUUAUAAUGAGAA
Molecule: messenger RNA, 516 nt
Organism: Nicrophorus vespilloides
Lineage: Eukaryota; Metazoa; Arthropoda; Insecta; Coleoptera; Silphidae
Product: bolA-like protein DDB_G0274169
Exons: 3
Coding region: 75-458 (127 amino acids)
Cellular component (GO): mitochondrion
Source: RefSeq, a predicted model, not a curated record